CCGCGAGCUUCGAGGGCACUGGCAUCAGCCUGAGAGAAGAUUCUGGGAAAGGCUCCAAAGCAAACAGUUGCUUAAGGUGCGUGAUGCAGGGUGCUUGACUUCAACAGAUCACUUGGUGAUGGGUGGCUCAAGCAGUUCUUUUAUUGAGCACGUAGAGCACUGUAGGACUUUUUCAUUAGGUGCUAUUGAACAUCCAGUGUUGCAAGCUGGGCGCUUUGCGCAGAGAUGGCAGCAGUGUCUGCGCCGUUCUCCGGCAGUGUGCUGGGGCACCGCGCCUCACUCGCCCCAGCCGCUCCCCGAACUCCAGCCCCUUUGGCCCAGCCCAGCUGCGCUGGCGCUCCACAUGAAUCUGUGCGCCAUGCGCCAGCUGUGGCCGCAGGCGCCAUGGGCCUCGGAUUGAGGCGACGCAUGCGGAAUCGAAAAGCUCCUCGGAAUGCGGUGAGCUCCUCCUUGCAGGAAGCAAAAGAAAUGAGUCAGCCAGACAGGAAGGCUGCACUAGACAGAAGUACUCGCGAAAGAAAGAUUUUGGGAGCUGACAAAACCGUUGAGGACGUGAUCCCAGCGAAGUUGUUGGAGAGCGAUUUGGGAAAAGAGCUUAAGGUCGGCAUUGAAACCAUGGUGGAAGUGAUGCACAUGCUAAGCCUCGGCUUGCUGCUCCUGGAGGAUGUCAAGGACAAGUCCACCGUUGGGUUGCACGGCUUCAAGCUGCAAGACAAAUACGUCCGAGAGGCAUCCGAUGGCACUGAGUCAACAAUGCCCGGGCUGGCUGUAACCAGCUAUGUCAUGAAGCAGCUGCUUGAGCACUUUCCCGAGGACCCUGUGCUCAGCGAUGAGGAUGGGGAGCUUCUUUCCAGAGAUGAAGGCUUUGCCCAAGAGGUGGUGAACUUCUUCAAAGCUUUCCAGCUUAUGCCUGAUGCAACAACCAGCUCACUCGCUGAAUGGAGCAAGCAUUGCAAUUCUUACUCGGAGGGUGAGCCACCAAGAAGAUACUGGGUGUUUACACCGAUUGAUUCAAAAAAAUGCUUCAGGGACGCCAAACAAUUCGGUUGCACGUUGUGCCUGAUGCAGGAUAAUGAGCCAGUUCUCAGUCUGAUGGGCUGCCCCGUGCUGAGCUAUGACCAUCCUAGCCGCAGCAGCCCCCACCCCUCGGGAUGCCCAAUUUUCUAUGCUAUGAAGGGACAGGGUGCGUGGACACAGCUCGUGGUGAUGAAGAGGGAAACUGGCGUGUAUAUGGGGCAGUAUGGCUUGAAAAGCCCAUCCCUGAAGCUGAAUGUGAGUGAGAAGAUCCGGCGUGGCAACGAUGGGCUCUAUGAUAUGCUGGGGACUGAGCAGCUGCGCAUCUCACAGCACUCCAGAAUGCGGGAAGACAUUUUCCUUGAUUCGGAGCGGAUUGCCAAGCUCUUGGGGUCUGAGUUUGCCAAGUUUCAUUUCAUUGACAACUCCAUGAAGUUCAGUUGGCUGGCCAGAGGGGAUGAGGACAUUUCUUGGAGCAUCACACAGGGCCUCUAUGAUUCUUCAUCCAGGCUGCGCCUCACAGAGCAUGCAGCUGGUGUCCUGAUCGCCGAAGAGGCUGGCGCAAGUGUAGCCGAUUUAGAUGGCGAGGACAUCGAUUGGUCUACUGGGCCAAUUUUGUCCAACAAUCGGGGCCUUUUCGCGACGGACCCAAACAAAGUACCAAAGAAGGCGAUUGUGAAGGCCGUUAAGGAAGCAACCGAGAAGUCACAAGUCCUCUACCAAGAGAGAUGUGAAAAGAGGCGUGAAAAAGCACAGAUGUUGCGAAAAAUUUUUGAAGAAAUGGGCAAGUAUGCAGAGACUGAGGAGGAGAUCAAGGGCGCGGCGGUCGUGAAAAAGAGAGGACUCGAAAUGCUGGACAAUGAGGAGGAGAUGAUGAAGCUAACGCAGGAGUCAAUGAGCCGCGGUGUGCCCAUCCUUGGUGAGCCCACACUGGCAGAUGAUGAUGACCUUGGAGGUCCCAUCCCUUUCUCGCCAAUCAAGUCUGAUUGAGCCUUUUCCAAAUCCAGAUCUGCAUUUGUACGCUGAAUCGGAGCUUUGCGUAUAAAGAUGCACGAACUGGGCAAGACUUGGGCUUGGGCAAAAAGUUUAGCCUUGCAUGCCACAUGAUUGAACGGCAGCAUUGACUGGGGUGUUCAGCAGUGAUCUCUCAUGCCAAGCAGG
Molecule: messenger RNA, 2175 nt
Organism: Durusdinium trenchii
Lineage: Eukaryota; Dinophyceae; Suessiales; Symbiodiniaceae
Source: the annotation of a GenBank genome assembly